AUGCACCCACAAUCCAUUUGUUAUUUGUUCAACAAAAUCUCCUUCUCCAUCAAAGCAUAGAAAUAGAUCAUGAACUCUAACAAGGUGGUUUUCAAUUUAGCAGAUGUCUCUCCACACAACAAUAAUAAAGAUUGUUGGGUCAUUAUCAACGCGAGGGUGUAUGAUGUUACAAACUUCUUGAAUGAUCAUCCGGGUGGAGAUAACGUUUUGUUGGAUGUAGCAGGUAAAGAUGCAAGCGAUGAGUUUGAGGAAGUGGGUCAUGGGAGUGCUGCAAGAUUGAUGUUAGAUGAGUAUUAUGUUGGAGAAAUCAAUCAUGUAGAAGUAGAACCUCUUUAUGAUAUUUCCAAGAAGAUGGCUCCUAAAUAUAAUAAAAAUGCCAAAAAACAACAAACCAUCACCAAGGAAGACAAAGGAUUGGGGAUAAAUUUCACAAUGAAGUUCAUUUUGCUCGUUGUAUCCACAACAAUCCUCGGAGUAGCUAUUGGCUUUUUGUUGUACAAGUGA
Messenger RNA from Lactuca virosa, 504 nucleotides. The record is from the annotation of a GenBank genome assembly. NCBI's taxonomy places the organism in Eukaryota, Viridiplantae, Streptophyta, Magnoliopsida, Asterales, Asteraceae.